CCAAGUCAGCGAGCCUGACCACCCGAUCCCGUUAGUCGCCUCUUAAGCUUACGACAAGCAAACUCGCCUUCACGGCAAGCAUGGGUUGCUGAAGACCUAUUCUACCCGGGUCUUCACGGGUUACAAAAUUGGUAAUUAGGCAGUCCAUUGACAUCGCGUAUCUCCUUUGUGGCCCUGGAUUAUUUUGACACAUUCACCAGUCUUUUCAGUGGUCAAGGUCUUACAACAGACGUCAGACAAGAAACAAACACCUACGUUUUUCUGCUUAUCGUGGUGGUUGCUACCGGUAGGAUAGGAUAUGCUUUUAUUAAUAGUGUAUGAAGGCUUCUUUAUUCAACUGUAAAUACACGAUGCAACUAAACAACCUGGAUCAAUAAAUCCAUGUCAAGCAGGUUAGCUUUAUUAAUACUACCACUUCUGAAACGCCACCUCAAGAUAUCUUCCGACAUUCAGUGCAGCGAAACAGCCCUACUGUCCACAGUUUUCUGUACUUUUCAGAGCAAGAUGUUGUCCUCUGCAGUAAUGACGGUUGUGAUGGCUGUGGUUAUUUCCGUAGUGUAUCACCUUUUGGCAAAAGAGUCGACUCUGGAAGCCUUGGGCAUCUUGUCAACGCCUCCUGAUGGGCCUCCGUUAAGAAUUCUUCUUCUUGGGAAAUCAGGCAAUGGAAAAAGUUCCCUCGGAAACCUGAUUCUUGGCUAUGAUGUGUUUGAAUCUCGAUCUUCUAUGAGCCCAGUAACCAGAGAGGCGACAAUGGCAACCUCUCGCAUUGGAGACAGAUACAUCAGCGUGGUUGAUACAACUUCUUUAAAAACAAUAACUAAAACAAAUGAAGAGGAAUUCCGUGAUUUAGGCUCUUAUAUUGCGUUAAGCCCUGAUGGUUACCAUGCUUUCGUCCUUGUCUUCAGUGUAGUUGCACGUAUAUCAGAAGAGGAGAAGAAAGCUAUUCUGUCAUUUGCAUCUGCACUUGAUGAUGACAAUGUCUUUUUCAGAUAUUCAAUUGUUAUUUUUACCCAUGGAGAUUCUUAUAGAGGCAGUGAGGACGAUUUCAGACAAAUGGUGUAUCAAGAUACAUUCUUGGAAAGGAUAUUAACACAUAAUAGACACCGUUAUAUGAUUGUAAAUAAUAAAGCUUUUUGUCCCUUUGGUAUCAGACAUGUCCAAGUUAGAUUAAUUAAGAUGAUUGAUGCUUGUCUUCAAGAAAACGAAAACGAACCCUACAACAAUGAGUUCUUUGAAACUGCUAGGAAAAAGUUAAGGGAACAGACCACAGAUAAGGCUAGGGUACCAAGCAAAGAUGAGCCCAUCAGUGUUCACUUGAAGCAAUUUAAUGUUGAUGAUAUUGUCAAGUAUAUAGCAAGGAGAAUAAUGAACACAGUUGUAACAGUAAUUGCACAAAAAGCUUGGUCAUUGCUAGAUGCAGUUGGAGCCUAUAUCAGCUCUGCUUUUUUAUAUUUUUUAGCAUGAUGUCUGUUUUCUGGGGUUCAUAUCGUAUUCAGGCUAGUGCUUAAGAUGUGUACCGCAUAUUUUUUAACGGCUUUUGCUUCUGCACUGUGGUGUUACCUUCUCUACAAAGCUAUUGAUUUAAACAUUAUUACAAUUAUGCCAAAAUCUUUAGAAAUGAGGAAUGACAGAAUACCUGACAAACAAAUGAAUAUUCAUUAUGUGGCCAUUUACUGACUGACAUAUAGAGGAUCGGUUAAUACUAUCAUUGUGCUAGGGACGAUGUUGAUAAUAACGAAUCAACCGUAGAAUUUAGUCAUUGUAACAGACCCGUGAAGCUCCAGAUGAAACCCAUACUUGCAGUUAAAGGUGACUUACGGGAACGGAUGGUCGGGCUCUCUGACUUGUUGAUGCAUGUCAUCGCAUCCCAAUUGUGUGGAGACCCGUGAAGAUCCGGGGUAGAUUAGGUCUUCAGCAACCCAUGCUUGCCGUAAAAGGCGACUAUGCUUGUCGUAAAAGGCGACU
Molecule: messenger RNA, 1965 nt
Organism: Haliotis rufescens (red abalone)
Lineage: Eukaryota; Metazoa; Mollusca; Gastropoda; Lepetellida; Haliotidae
Product: immune-associated nucleotide-binding protein 9-like
Exons: 3
Coding region: 382-1464 (360 amino acids)
Molecular function (GO): GTP binding
Source: RefSeq, a predicted model, not a curated record